UGUUAGUGACUAACGAAGCUUCCAUAUUUGGCACCGUUACAGGAUCUUGUCACAUAAAUACGGAGAAUUAGAUUGGAGAACAUUAGUUUUUGUAACUUCCUUAUAACUCUUUACUCCUCCUCCCUUACGUUCUCUCCUGUGUUGUUCCCUCUGAUAUCCAGUGAGACUUUUCACCUGCUUGUGAGUCCCAGAGCAAGGUUGUAGCUACCCAUAACCAUCUACACCAUGGUUUCUGUUAAUGAGAACUCUAUGGAUGAGGUUCCCCUGUGUGAUGACGACACUAACAGUAUAGAGUACAGGUUACUAAUGGCAUAUGCCCAACGCACACUCCCUGCCAGCAAGUACCAACAGCUGCAGAAGCAGGAAAUAUUCUCACCAGGUCCGAAUGGAACAAAAGAGGGCCAAGAAUCAGGGAAUGUGGUCACCAGUAAUGGAAAGAAGACACCAGCUGCUUCAGAAGGAUCAUCUUCGAAAAAGAAACCGAAGAAGAGCUGGAAGAAAAGCCUUAUGCCCGCGUGUCUGAGGCCUGAGAGCGAAACUAAAUCUAAGAAAAAAAAAGUUAAAGGGGACGCAGAUACAAACCGCACAACAGCGAUAGUCCAGAGACUUCAGAGUAUUAUCCAUAAGCACCGUGAAAGUGCUAAUGCCAGUUACAGAGGCCUUGUACGGAGUUUAAGCCUAGAGACAGAUGGAGAAGACGAUGAAGGAAAACUGAUUCAGGAUAUUGCAAUGAUACUGAGGAAUGCUGGAGACAACCUGGAGAAAGAGAAGCAAGAAGAAGCCACCUUGUGGCAGAGAGCGAGCAGUGCAUUUAAUUACAGUUUUUACGAGCGAGUGAUUAAUUGUUACCUGUCAGAUGUGGUUAUAGAGAAUGAACCAGAGACUCAACAACAAUGCGAAAAACUAGCGCUAUGUAUCGAUGUCACUACCAAGCUGACCGCCAUAGAUAACCAUCCCAUGAACAAAGUACUAGGAUUUGGAGCCAGAUACCUUCAGGAUCAUUUCAGCUCCUGGAUUCAAAACGAAGGAGGAUGGGGAAAGGCUAUGGGAAUAAAGGACGAGGAGAUUGAAUGAAUGCAAAGGGACAUUUGCGGAGGAAUACAAACCAAGUUACAUUUCUUUGUUUUUGAAUUCCUCGACCAUGAAUCUUGCCUCACAUAAACAACCUGCUAAAUCCUGCACAAACAUGUAAGGAUAACGUGAGAUGAUGUUGUGUUUAAAUUGAACACAGAUUCCGCAUCACAAGAAGAGGAAAUUCUCUAUAGCAAGAUCUAUGAUGAUCCAGACAUUCCACAGAUAUUGCAUCUUAUCUCCUAGAUAAGGAUACUCUGAAUUUUAUACUCACAGUUGUAAUAUCUGAUCAGCUGAAGUGACUGAUAAUUGUAUUCAUGAAAUGAAAAUCUGAAUAGUGAAAACUAAAUUGUUUGGGAGAGGGAUUAUUUUUGGUAAAGUUUAACAUUUAAUUUCAGGACAAUAUAACAAUAUCCACUGCAAUAACUUCAAUUUAAUAAAAUAUGAAAUAUAUUUAUUUAUAA
Messenger RNA from Bombina bombina (fire-bellied toad), 1535 nucleotides. RefSeq names its product BCL2 like 14 (gene BCL2L14). NCBI's taxonomy places the organism in Eukaryota, Metazoa, Chordata, Amphibia, Anura, Bombinatoridae. The transcript is spliced from 6 exons. The record is from RefSeq and is a predicted model, not a curated record. Gene Ontology annotation, biological process: regulation of apoptotic process. The coding region runs from base 226 to 1074 and encodes 282 amino acids.